Messenger RNA from Pecten maximus, 6401 nucleotides. Its product is annotated as von Willebrand factor D and EGF domain-containing protein-like. The record is from RefSeq and is a predicted model, not a curated record. The transcript has 17 exons. The coding region runs from base 1 to 3972 and encodes 1323 amino acids. Lineage: Eukaryota; Metazoa; Mollusca; Bivalvia; Pectinida; Pectinidae.
AUGGAUCCUUAUAAUACCACCUCUGACCAAACAACCACGCUUCAAUCGACAACAACUUCGGAUGCAGCAACAAACACUGCUGACUCGACAACAACCACUAAUGAACCCACAACUACCACUACUGAACCCACAACAACCACUACCGAACCCACAAUAACCACUACCGAACCCACAACAACCACUACUGAACCCACAACAACCACAACCGAACCUAUAACAACCACUACCGAACCCACAAUAACCACUACCGAACCCACAACAACCACUACUGAACCCACAACAACCACUACCGAACCCACAACAACCACUACCAAACCCACAACAACCACUACUGAGCCCACAACAACUACUACCGAACCCACAACAACCACUACCGAACCCACAACAACCACUACUGAACCCACAACAACCACUACCGAACCCACAACAACCACUACCGAACCUACAACAACCACUACCGAACCCACAACAACCACUACCGAACCCACAACAACCACUACCGAACCCACAACAACCACUACUGAACCAACAGCAACAACCACUAGUGAACCAGCAACAACAACAACCGAACCCACAAUAACCACUACUGAACCCACAACAACCAGAGCCGAACCCACAACAACCACGACUGAACCAACAACAACCACUACUGAACGCACAACAACCACUACCAAACCCACAACAACCACGGUCGAACCAACAACAACCACUACCGAACCCACAACAACCACUACUGAACCCACAACAACCACUACUGAGCCCACAACAACCACUACCGAACCCACAACAACCACUACCGAACCCACAACAACCACUACCGAACCCACAACAACCACUACUGAACCCACAACAACCACUACUGAACCUACAACAACCACUACCGAACCCACAACAACCACUACCGAACCCACAACAACCACUACCCAACCCACAACAACCACUACCGAACCCACAACAACCACUACCGAACCUUCAACAACCACUGAACCCAGAACAACUACAAAUGACCCCUCAACAGCCACUACUGAACCCACAACAACUACUAUUAAACCGACAACAACUACAAUCAAAACCCCAACGACAACUAUCGAACUCACAACGGCCAAUAAUGAGCCUACAACAGCGAGUACUGAGGCGGCAACAACAGCUGCCGAUGUUUUGUUAACAGCCAUUGUUACUCCAGGACUAGAGGAGAGGACGGGAACACCCCCUAGUACCAACACUUCCGUGGAAUUCAAACUUUUAGAAAUAAAAUUUGAGUGUGGUGUAGCGUUUAGAGAUAAAAGUGUGGAUCCCGAACAAUUUCUAUAUGACAUCACGUGGUACAUAAACGACGCCAUGAUACUGAAGAGUUCCAUUACGAACCUGACGUACGCUGACUUAGCAACAACAGGACGACUACAGGAGAUACACUGGAGGGGCGUGCAUAGAUUGAGUUUUGAGGUAAAAUGUGGAGUCGCACUCCGUUCCGCUGACAACAAACCAGGGUCUGUCACCUUAAGUGAAUCGUUCUAUGCAGGAAUUCAGACAGAUACACAGGAAUACGUGGUUACUGAAGGUGACUGGUUCGACAUUCAAGUGAGACUGACCAUUCCUUUAGGAUGCUACUUCCCAGCUAAUUCUGAUAUUAACGAAAUUAAUGUCAUCAAAGAAACCCAGUGUAGGAUGACAGUUAGAAUAGUUACUAGUAUGGACAGUUCCGGUACCAUUUGCUCUGCUGGGGGUCUAACAAACGAACCUAUCGCCUUCGGAGGAUAUAGCUGUGGCUUACAAUUCAAUCAUUCAAACUGGGACUCUGCGCAGGCCGUUCGUGUUUACGGGGCGUCUGAUAACCUUGUCAAUGUGAGGAAUAGAAACGUAAAGGUGCGCCUUAUAGCGGAGGAAGUUGUGACUCGCCACAACGCCUGGAAUGCUGCCUCUUCUCAGAACAUUUCCGUGAGCGUCGUCGAUGCAGACAUCCGGGUCGUCACCAGUGUAUGUAAAAGCUACAAUGAUCCACACAUCCGCACGUUUGAUGGCAGGAGCUGGGAAAAUCAGCGGCUUGGCGAAUACGUGUUAUACUACAAUAAGGACACACACCAUUCGGUACAUGCCAUGUAUCAGACCUGUGCCAAUGACGUCACUGGAGCGACCUGUAACUGUGGAUUGGCUGUGAGGAAUAAAAAGGCUCGCUUUGUCGCCAACUUCUGCUCUGCUCGAAUCGGAUGGUUGGUUAGUGACGUAACCAGGUCAAACCGGUACAUAGAGGGGUCGUUUUGUGACGACACACACAUGGCGAUAGAGAACAACGGAAAUGCAUACAAGAUAACAUUGCCAACAGGCACACAGAUAUCAUUCUACCACAUCACAGACAACAGCAGUACAACCAUUGGUGGUAUCACAAUCAAGCCCUCUAUUGCUGACUGGCAAACGUCUGGGGGACUCUGUGGCUUCCUGGACGGAAAUAUUACCAACGAUUUCAGGACUAGGGAUGGUGGAACGACAAGUGACGAACGAACAUUUGCACUGGACUGGAAAAUAACGGGACAAACUGGUGACGUAUCUAUGUUUGGUGAUGCCAGCUUGCCGGAUAUAAAUAAAACAUCGCCAAGGUAUUGUAAAUGUAGAGACCGAGCGGCUCAUGGUGACGUCACUACUGUCGAAUGUAACCUCGAGUCCGCCACGGCUCUGUGUUCUGGCACAGGAUCCGACAGCUUUUUCAAAUCUUGCGAUGAAACUUUUCGUCGGAAGCGGUCGGCAUCUGAACCUCUUCAGAGACAUAGACGAGCUGCAGGUGACGGCGAUGUAGUGGCCAAGUUCCCAAUAGUUCUGGAGAGUGACGCCGACCUAGAACCGACGCCUUUGUCAUGGAGGAAUGGAUGGAAUGAACAGUCGGCGACAGCAGCCUGCAGACAAUUUCUGGAGAAUCAGAUGUUUUUGAAGAAAUGUGAAGAGAUACUACACGAGAUGAGAAAAGAGACAGCGGAAGGGAUUAAAGCCUGUGUUGAAGACAUCAAGCUAAUUGGAGACACCAGGUAUAUGCAGUCAACGGCUGAUACGUUGUCCGAAAGUUGCCGGAUGACGGUAGUCAGACUCGAAAACCUCACCAUGACGUCAUCACCUGGUACACCUGGCAAAUCGGUGUUAGGCGAAAUGUUGGACCUAGAUUGUAGGAAUAAUUGCUCCAGAAACGGAAGAUGUACAAACGGAAUUUGCGAAUGUUUUGACGACUUCGAGGGAAGUGAUUGUUCUAUACGGCGAUCAUUACCUCCUAUUAUGUCAUCACGGACAAACCCAGGACUGUGUCAAAGUGACGUAUACGCUUGUACUACCUUCUAUGUCUCCGGCUCGAAUUUUGCAAGUGAAAAUGUGACUUGUAGAGCUGUCCAUCUCACGAUACACGAAUCAACAUACCAGCUGACGUCACAGAACGAGACAUUUCCAGCUGUACCAAUGUCUGGUGGUAUAGGCUGUUCAUGUUCUAUACCACAAUCUCGCCGGAAAAGGCGAUCUGCGCAUGACAAUGCUGCGAUUGCAGAGGGAUUUUUCCUCAGCGUUUCAAAUGACGGUGUUGUUUUCAGUGAUGACGUAUUAAUGCUCGUUUACAACUCAACAUGCUUUACCUGUAACACAACGUCCAUCUCGUGUAGUGUAAAGAGCUCUUGUCAGUCUACAACAUCUACGUUACCUACAACGUCACCAAGCAGCAGCUCCGUCAGUACCACACUGCCUACAACACAGGACGAUCAACAUCAUGGAUACAUCAACACUGGAUUAGUGGUUGGCGCUGUUGUAGGAGUAUUGGGAUGUGCCGUCGUGAUACUGGUGCUGACUAAACUCAUCUCCGUACACGUGAACUCGAAAAAGGCCGAAACAGUCGACUUGGACGAGGAAUACCAGUACAGACGAAACAAUUACUGGGAACAUGGCAGAGGAUAUCCGAGUCUUGGACGAUCAACUCUAUCCAGCCGCAUACACACGCGAUUCUAUUAAGUGUCUCUGCCACGCAGUUAUUUUCUUGUUUUAAUGACAGUCUUAAGUCUUUGUGUGUUCAUAAACAGUGUGAAAAUUCAUAUGAUAUAAAACUUUUGUUUUUCUCCCAAAACAGUUUCAGUACUUUAAGAUAAUUCAUGUUAUUCAAUAUUUAUAUGUAACAACAUAUGUAUAUAUCAGAUCUAUUUUUACGUGAUUCAUAUUGGUGUAGUGAUAUGAAGUAUAAUGUCCGUAACUUCGUCUCUAAAUGACGUCGUUUUUUUCUGACGUCACUAUAUAUAGUGCAUCUUUGACGUUCGUUCUAAAAAGGUUUUAGGAAUCAACACUGCGUCGCUGCCAGGCUUACUCUUGCUAGUCAGCAGCAAAUAGCAAUUCGUUAAACAAGUAGCUAUUGUAUACAUCCCCGAUAGCAUAAUUACCAUAAACUGGUGUUAGCACAAUAUAUAUUUCAGUUUUACAGAAUAACACAAAAUGUGUUUUAACCAUGUAGAAAUCAUGCAUAUAUUACGAUGGUGAUUUGGCACACUUGUAUACGUGGCGAGUUCAUGAUUGACCUGCAUGCUAUACUAGUGGGUUGACACCUAAAGGAGUGUCACAGAAAGCAUGAAGUAUAGUGAGGGGCAAUAACUCUGUUUCAGAGUGGUUUUCAUCAAAAACACUCAAUAUCUAAAUUUCGACCAAUAAAAAGACUAUGUGUUGGUCCCAAUGCAACGAAAGCCAUAAAGUUGAAUUUGCAGUCGUCUAAUACACCUACAUACCAAAUUUAAUCAAAAUCGAACAAUAUCUGAAUUUCGACCAAUCUGAGGCCAGAAAUUGGCGGCCAUUUUGUUAAAAUGUGGAAGUAAGGUUAUAGGAGUAACCAGUGUCCCAUGAUGUACCUACAUAUCAAAUUUAAUCACAAUAUCUUAAAUUGGACAAAUCAUAGGCCUGGAAAGGCGGCCAUCUUGUUAAAUGCGAAAGUGACGUUACGAGAGUGACCAGUGUUCUAUGAUGUACCUACAUACAAAAUUUUAUUGAAAUCAGAGAAUAUCUAAAAUUAGACCAAUCAGAGGUCAGUAAAUGGCAGUCAUUGUGUUAAAAACUUAGUGAGGUGAGAAGAGUUAAGAGUGUCCAAUUUUGUACCUGUAUCAUUAUCUAAUUUCAUCAAAAUUCCACAAUAUCUAAAUUUGGACCAAUCAGAGGCCAGGAAAUGGCGACCAUUUUGUUAAAAUGUGAAAUGAUGUUACGAGAGAGACUGGUGUCCCAUGAUGUAGCUUCAUAUCAAAUGUUGUUAAAAUCGGACAAUAUCUUAAUUUGGACCAAUCAGAGGCCAGAAAAUGGCGGCCAUUUUGUUAAAAAAAGUUAUUGUGAGGUUACAAGAGUAACCGAUGUCCCAUUAUAUAACUUCAUACCAAAUUUCAUUGCAAUCGAAUAAUAUCUAAAUUUUGACCAAUUUCUUCGAUUCACUCAUUCACUUGUAAAUCUUAAGGAUUUGAUGGAAAAUGUCUCACCCUAAUAUUUUUAAUUUUAAUCUUAGUGUUUAAAAUCACUUUAAAGUUUAUAAUCGAUCGUCACGAUUGUAUUAACUAUCUAUGAUCAAUUAUUGAUCGAUUAUGAAUAGAAAGAAAUAUCUGCAAAAACAUAAAAAUGAAAAAAAUAUUCAAUAAUCGCUACAUUAUAAUUUAUAAUUUAUUUAAUAUCAUGACCAGAGGAGCUAUCCAAGAUGGCAAAUUAGAAAAUUAGAAAGUUUUAAAAUGUUUUAAGUGAAUUUCAGCAAUAAUUCCUGUAAAUAAAGAUUAUCCGAGUAUAAUAAAUCAUAUUGUUUUUUUUUGUUUUUUUUAAUUAUUUUUUCAACCUCUUGUUAGGUUUCAGUGUACAUCAGUUUGACUGGUUUCUUAAAAUUAAGUGGCAUUUCAUACUCUUACAUAUAUUAAAUGUAAAUAGAUGUAAAUAUCUGCCUAUGGCGGUGUGGACCAAAAAAUAGAAACAUAUAAACUAUUUACACUAGUAACUGUGUUCCUGUAUUUAAACUGUAUGCAGAUGACAUCUCGAAGAAGACUAUUUUGUAGAAUUGUUACCAUCAAAUCCUGGUUAAUGCUUGAAUUUGUGAAAUCAUUCUAUAAUACAUUUACUAUUAAUAAGUUGAAAUAAGUUUAAAUUCAAAAGAUAAAAAAAACUACUACAUGGAUCCCCACUCAAAAAUAAUUGAAUUUAAUUUAGUGCGACACAAUAUGAAUACAUAAUAGUUCAAAACUUUUAGUAUGAAUUUGUCAGAAUUGGUUUCUUGCACAUUUUUUUCUUUGGUAUGUGUAAGCGAAAGGUUGAAAUAUGUUGGUAUGGUAUUAAAGCAAAGAUGUUUCAAAUUUUACUUAUUAUUACCUGUGUGCAGAUGACAUUUUGAAGACAAACUAUUUUGUAAAAUAGUGAUAAUAAAAUAUUGGUAGUUCUUA